Molecule: messenger RNA, 5851 nt
Organism: Notodromas monacha
Lineage: Eukaryota; Metazoa; Arthropoda; Ostracoda; Podocopida; Cyprididae
Source: the annotation of a GenBank genome assembly
UGUUUUAAAGUUUGACUUCCGGGGAAAAUGGCCGUACCAUUUGAACAGAUCGUGUAAUUGUGCCAUGGUGUUAUUCGCGGCCCUCAACGCGUCGGGCUCAUCGUCUUCAUCGGACGAUGAAGAUGAAGUGAAGCUAUCGGAGGAAGCGUUGGAAACUGAAGCUUUCUUGCUUUACAAUCGAGCCUUGGGGUAUUUAGCCUCAAAGAAUGUAUCAGAGGCAAAAAACCUAUUUUUAAAGAUUACUUCUCACCCAUUCGUUGUUAAAAAUGAUUCCCAACUGUCGAAACUUCCUGAUGGAUCUUUGCACCCAUCACGUCAUAUGAAAUAUGCUGCAUUGAAAAACCUUGCUCAGAUAAGCAUCGAAAACGACGAAGAUCACGAACAAGGGUGUGAAUACUAUCUGCGAUGCUUGGACAUCGAUGCGACCGAUGUUACUGCGUGGUACAAACUGGGGAAUGCCGCGCUGAAGCUCAAGAAUUUUCCUAUGGCUGCGGAAGCAUUUCAUGGUGGACUUGUAGUGAAUCCAAAACAUUGGUUGUGCCUGGACUCUUUACUCGUAGUUCGCUACGUUUUAGCAGAUGAUGUAGGGUGUUUACAAUUGGUUGCCGAUGCUCUUUCGCGCGAUCCUAAUUAUACUCGGGCAUUGCUACUCAAGAAAAGAAUUCUCGGCCACAGCACCUUGCUGCAAGAAUCGUGGGACGACUUGAAAGAAAGAUUUGCGAUUGUGGAUGGUGAAGGUGUUGAGAAGGCAGAUGAAGAAGAAUUGGACGUUCAGCUGAAAGAACUGAUUUCACAGCACUUGGAAUAUUGUGCUCCGAAGCCAGAAGUUCUCCCGGAACCGAUUCAGAUUUCAUUACCAGAAUCUCACGGACCCUCGUGGAUGCGGCUGGGAGAUUCUCUUUGUAAAACCUUCGCCUUUAUUGACAAGUGCUGGCUUCAAGUCGAUGUGCUGGAUUGGCGUGACGCUACGGAUGUCGCCAUAUCGAAUUUAAUGGUCUCGCUGAUAGCAAAUGAAAACCCCUCCGAAGAGGAUCCAGAAAAGAAAGCAGAUCUCACGGAUUCCGCCUUGAAAGAAGUUCAGAAGAAAGCAAAGAAACGUCCAAGAACCUCAGAACUCUCUCGUCUCGAAGAAUGGGGGUUUGUGAAACGCCGUUCAGUUCGUUCAGGCGCAUCAGCUGCCAAGUUUGCCCAUCUUGCCGCAUUCAACCGGAGUAAAUCCCAAGUCGGAGUCAGCUUCGAAGAGCUCUUGGCCGAGUUUCUUCCUCCAUCAUUGCUUCAGCUUCCAAGUGCAGUUCGUGAAAAAGAAGCUCUAUCAUCAGAAUCAACAUUGUGCAGUGCGGAAACGUCACAAUUGUCGGAAGCAGUGUGUUCAGCGUCAAAUUCUGGGGAUGAAUCCAGUUUGUCUCGUGAACCGCAAUCGGAGGUAAAAGAACGAUUGAAACACCUCACAUCUCUGAGAAACUUCUUGCAUGACAUGCAAGGUGAAGAGCUUCAUGCAUUCCUCUACAAAUGGUGCAUCAGUGUGUCGAAAGAUGAAAACGUUUGGGAAAAGGGUCUUCCGCAAGUGUUCCUCAAAGUUUACGCGAAAGCUCGUGAAUGGACCCCACAUUACGUACGAACGCUGAACUCGAAAGGGUACGAAGACGAAGUCUACAGAAGCUUUAUUUCCGACGAUUCUUGGUUGACCUUGAAAGCUGCUGAUCUGUUCGCCGAUCGCCGGCAAUUCUGGGCAUCAGAUGACAGAAACACUCAAAAUCAUGAGCAGCCAGACACUGAUUUUCAUGAUGAUGAAUUCGAGUCACUCAUCAUGGUUCUGGCCAGUAGUAAAUUCAUUUCCCGUUGGCCGGAAUUUUACAUUCGACUCUGCGUGCUCCAGGUGCGACUCGCAAUUAUCUCUGACCGGAUGAACGAUGCUCUCUAUUAUUUGGAACUUGUCAAGGAGUGGCUCGAAAAUACCGACUCAGUGGAUAUAAAACUUCCCAACUGCUUCUUUUUUCAAUCAGUGGACAAAGCCAGCGUGGAAAAGCAAAUCGCGGAACUGGGUCAGCAGCAGAGCCUCACGGGAAUCAUGGACUUGUAUGACAAAGGGGACUUUUCCGGGGUUGUGGAUAUAUUGUUGCCCACCUUAACUAAGUCGAGUUCGAGCGUAGGCAUAGAAGCCAGGAUAAAAGACCUAUUGGAUCGUCACUUGUUACUUCAAAUCACUGUUGAUUCGGUUGUGCAACUCAAGGAAUAUCAAAAGCUUUUCGAAAUUGCGCCAAUAGUUCUUGAAGAAUGUUUGCGGAAUUUCGAAAGCGUGGACGAAUCCGGGAGUCAAGGAAAAGACGAAUGGUCAACAGCAUUAGUUUACGUCUUGGAAGUCCUCGACAGCGUUCUUUUCAAUGAAGAAAACGUUCUGUGUGGUAUUGAUGACUCAUCACUUGCGGCAUUAGGACGUGCCUGCACGAAGGUGAUCCAGAUGAAUUUCGACUUCGUCAAUAACUCCAAGAAUAUCAGCACAAGUGCGGAUAGGAGAAAGAUGUUGCUGAAAACCUUAACUCCGUGGGGAAUUCUCCAUCGUUUAUGUGUUCAUGGUGAACAGGAAAUCGACAUGGAGAAUGUCCCAGGCUCUGUGUAUCUUCUCGUCACUGCGCACGAAUGGUUAGGAAGACAUGCUUGGUGCUGUAACGAUGGUGGAACAUUGCUGCUGCUUUUGAUCGAAGUCAUCUCGAAGCUUCCUGAGGCACUGAAGGCAAAAGACAGUUUGUUGGACAGGGCGCUAGAACAAUGCUUUUUCUGCCUUUACUCGUACCCGUCGAAGAAAACAAAGGCAAAACAUUUAGCGGAUCACGGGGUGAACGGAAUCGAGUUGACAUGGGAUCGUGCUGUUGAUUUAUAUCGUUUUGUGGUUCCUGAGGAACUUCCAGAGUUCGAUAGUUACAGAGUUAGCACAAUUUCUGCGGAUUUGGAGGCAUUGUUGAGAAGAAUUGCGUCUCUUGCUGAUGUGAAAAACGAUCCUGCGACUUAUUGCUCAGAUUUAGAGCGUUACAUUGACGGAGAAGGUGGGAAGGUUUACGUGAUGAUCCCUAAGAAUGCAUUGGUGGAAAUGCGACGGAUGCCGGACUUGUUCUUCUUUCUCGCGGAUUACUAUUUGAAGAGCAAAGAGUGGAACAAGGCAGCCAAGUAUUAUUUAUAUGAUUCUACGAUUAAUCCAAUGCGGAUGGAUUCCUGGGGUGGACAUGCGUUGGCCAGAACCGGAGCUUUGGAGACUAAAUUGAAUUCUUGUCAACCGAUCAAGCAAGAUAAAAGUAUUUUCGAGAGGACGUCUGCUGCUCUGAGGUGUUUUCAUAGGACGUUGCUUUUGGAUAAGAAGAAUGUCAAGAUGUGGAUAGAGUUUGGUUCUGUGUCUUACAUGAUGCAUUCUCAUGCGUCUAGGCAAUUGAAGUUGGACUCAUCAGUUGAACUGGGAAUGGAUAUGUUGACCUACUUGGAAAAGGAAAAAGAAAACCUCCUUGCGAAGGCAAAGCAUUCAUUCUCUACGGCGAUGAAGCACGUGGAAUCUCAAACUCCCGAAGAAUAUGACGGUUGGGACGAACGUUGGCUCCACUAUUUUAUGCUCGGUAAAAUAAUGCACAAGUUCCGAGCACCUGUCCACGAUUGUCUGGCUUAUUUCCACUAUGCGUCCGAGCUGCUGCACGAAGUCGGAGCCACUUAUCCUAAGAAGAUAAGUUACAAUUCCCCGUUGUUCUUGUCGCUGGAGGCCCUUGAAGUCUAUUACCGCAUCCACGCAACGUCUCUAAAGCAACUCAUGAUGUGGGAGCACAACAUUUUCACUGACGACUACGAAGAGCAAGUCAAGCACAUGCGAGAGAUUUUGCAGAUACAAGAAAAAUCUGGGUUCGCUAAAGCUGAUGCCUCGGUUUUUAAACACGACGAAGAACCCGUCAUUUCCGGAGUUAUUGAUUCUAUACUAGAGGACGUUGUGAAAGAGUGUGAACCUGAACUGAAGCCGAGGGAUCCCACUAGUCUCGAGUGUGCCGUUGAGCGACAGUGUUUGGUGCAGAAGUGCUUGAAUGCGAUGAAAGAGUGCGUUUCACGAUUUCCGCAUCACUAUAAAUCCAUUUUCCGAUGCGCCCAGUAUUAUUCGGAUUCGGCGCAAAGCAAAGAUUUCUGCAAAGCCAGGAAUAUUUUGCUGGGCAUUCCGGGAAGGAUUUCGGAUUGGACCAAGUACCCGUACAUGCCUGGUCCUGGGCUUUUCGCCGAGCGGAAACGAAACAAUCUUUUCAACGGCAUCUGGCGGAUCCCGAGCAACGAGGUGGACCGCCCCGGCAGUUUCGCUGCCCACAUGGCCCGCAGCGUGAGCCUGCUCAUUGAAAACUGCGUCCAGCUCAAAGACUACUCCACUCUUCUCACCACUGCUGCUCAGCUCGCCCGGAAACCCGAAGCCGACAAAAUGUACUUGUACGAGACUGAGCGGAAAAGCUUGUCGGGCCAUGCCUUGGAAAUGAGUUUGGUCGUGCUGCGCGAGAAGGUGAACAGUACCCUGGAGUCGGGGAGUGACGCGGCGAAAAGGGACGUUUUGCUCGAGGUGUACAAGGCCAGGUCGAGGGCGUCGAAACAUCCUGUGCCCUACCACGGGUUCUCGCCAUUGUUGAUUGAGGCGUACGUGGGAUUCUGUGGUGGUGGACUUGAGAACGCCAGUGGACCAGCGAUUCUUGAAGAAGCAACUGCGUUCUGCGCUCCUCUGGUUGGCGAGGUUAAAGAGGAUAUCGAGCCUGGCGACAUGAAGAGGAAAAGGUUGCAGAAGAACAAGGAGAAAGAAGUGAACUCUGUCAAUGCCGCCGGAGUUGAGGAGCAAUUACCCGUAAUGGAUGCCAACUCUGGCUCUGAUUCGGAUGUUCCUGCAGAAAUUCCUUUGUCCCCUGUUUCGAGAGCUUCGUCUCCAGGCGAUAAUUAUGUACCCGGCAAGAAGUUGCCAAUUGCUGUUACAGAGGCGCCAACUUCCAAGAAACGUGGCUCCAAGCGAGGUGGACUGAUGUCAAGGAAAGCCUCCGGUGUGGUGAAACGAGCAAAAACGACGUCGUCGACGAAUUCGGAAGUUGUCGUUCCGCCGCCUCCAGCGAUAGAAACUCCGCAAUACGACAUGAACCAGUUGUUCAACGCCUGGGCAGCUGAAUUUCAAGCAGCGUCGAUUUUAGCUGGACCCCUGGCUCAAGAAGCGCUGAUGAUGUCGGGACUGAGUGCCAUGUACCCGUCUGGGUUUCCUGCGAUGCAACCAAUGAAGCCUAUGGGGUCGCGUGGAAGGGGCAGAGGAAUGACGAGAGGAGGAGAUUCGACUCGAACCAGAGUUCGUCGGCCUCGUGGUUCCCGAAUGCCUUCAGUCUCUGUCCGUCCCGUUUUGGCGACACCUUCGCAGUCUGGAAACAUUCCCAUGACGUCAAUGAGGGGACGUCCGCGUGGGACAAGGAUGAGGAUGCCGAGGAGAGCCCCGGUCAUUGAUUUAACGGAAAAUCCCAUGGCUCGUGGUCCUUCGUCGACAGCAGACGAACCGCAGAUCUCUUCAAAAUUGAAUCCUGAGUUAACUAUUCGUCCUGUGAGCCAGCCUGUGCUAAGCAGCCGUGUCCCACCGCCCAUGCAAAGUUCCAAAGUUGUUCAGAGAAAUUCUGUGAUGUCUGAGCUUGCCAGGCGGCCGGGACUGGAAAUCCUUCAAAAUGCCGGCAACUUGGGUGAAUUGAGUCGACUCUCAGAGAUUCAAAAAGCUUUUUUAGACGCCGCGCAGGAAAAUAAGUGAUAUGUAAUUAUAAUUUUUGGGCCCAUUGCUGUGAUUCGGUGUGCUGUGCGUUUAAAAUGAAUUUUCAUGGUUUUUCUUCCA